UGCGUCCCCUUCUCUCUGCAGCGCGGGGACAAGGAGACGUUCCCGCUGCGCAUGCGCGCCGCCAACACCAGGCCCGUCCCGGAGGAAGGCGGGCUUAUUGCUCGUGCGCAGUGGGGACGGCUUCAGAGGAAAGAAACGGGACCGCGCUCAGGGACCCCGGUUUUGCGCAUGCGUCCUGCUGCUGGAUGAAGCUGAAUCUUGGGGGACCUGAAAGCCUUCCUGCACAUGCGCAGGAGGCUCAAUGACAGUCGAGCGUUGGCUAAGGCUCCGGGCACAGGGGCUGGCCAUGUUGCAUGUGACCCGGGGGGUCUGGGCAUCCUGGGUCCGAGGAUGGCCAGUCUUGCCCGCGCUCCUGGGGCCCGCCCGGGCCCUGUCCUCGCUGGCGGCCAAGAUGGGGGAGUACCGCAGGAUGUGGAACCCCACGGAGCCCCGCGACUGGGCGCAGCAGUACCAGGAGCGGUUCAUCCCACUCUCCAAGGAGCAGCUGCUCCGCCUCCUGAUGCAGGAAUUCCACUCCAGUCCUGCGGAGAAGGCGGCUUUGGAGGAGUUCUCUGCCCACGUGGACCUCUGCACCUUGUUCCACUACCAUCAAAUCCUGAACCGGCUGCAGGCCUUAUAUGACCCCAUCAACCCGGACAGGGAGACCCUGGACCAGCCUUCGCUCACGGACCCCCAGCGCCUGUCCAAUGAGCAGGAGGUGCUGCUGGCGCUGGAGCCCCUGCUGGCCCAGGCCAACUUCUCCCCGCUCUCCGAGGACACCCUGGCCUAUGCUCUCGUGGUCCACCACCCUCAGGACGAGGUCCAGGUGACGAUCAACUUGGACCAGUACAUCUACAUGCAGUUCUGGGCCCUGGGCCAGAGAGUCGGGAAGAUGCCUCGUAUGUCCAGCGUGGGCUCCAAGCGUUACUACUUCUUCAAGGCCACCCCUGCGGAGAGGAGAUACUUUAAGCGGGUGGUGCUAGCGGCCCGCACGAAGCGGGGGCACCUGGUGCUGAAGAGCUUCAAGGACACGCCCCUGGAGGGCCUGGAGCAGCUGCUGCCGGAGCUGAAGGUGCGCACGUCCGCCCUGCAGCGCACACUGCUCAACCUCUUCCUGGUGGUCUCGGGCGUGGCGGUCUUCGUCAACGUGGGCAUGGUGGUGCUCACCGACCUGAAGAUGGGCACCUCCCUGCUGCUGCUGUUCUUCGCUGCCUUCAUGGGCCUGCGGGCCACCAAGAUGUUCGGGCAGCAGCGCAGCGUGCACGCGCUGGAGCUGGCGCACAUGCUGUACUACCGCAGCACGUCCAACAACUCGGAGCUGCUCAGCGCGCUGGCCCUGCGCGCGCAGGACGAGCACGUCAAGGAGGCGCUGCUGGCGCACACCUUCCUGGCCCGGCGGCCAGGGGGCGCGAGCGGCCCGCCUGAAGAGACCUCCCGCUGGCUCCAGUCGGAGGUAGAGAACUGGCUCCUGACCCAGACGGGCUGUGCCGUGACCUUCAACGGAGCCCGGGCUCUGGGCCACCUGCAAGCCCUGACGGAGAGCGUGGGGACGUACCCGCCUUCGGGGUUCCCCAAACUAGACCCGUUGGCGACGGGCACGUCCCCCGCAGGCCCCGCCCAGCAGUGACUACCGGGGAGAAGCCUCUCCGCGCCGCCACCUGGUUAGGAGCUAAGCCCCGCCUCCUCAUGACAAACUGCUCAUCACAGCUACGAUGCAUGGCGGCUCUAGUUCCCAAUGUUACACUUUAUCCCUAAAACAAAGCCCCCAAUCAAGACAGCCUGCAUCCCCCCUCCAGCUGUAAACAACCAAAUGGGGGUUCGGCUGAGGAGGGAGCCAGCCGAUCACAGCUGCUAACCCUACUGACCACCUGCGCGCCCCUCCGGCCGCGCCCCCCCCCCCCCCCCGAGGCCACAUGUCAUUGUCCUUUUAGCCCGCUCCGGGCACAGCGCCCGCCACGCUCACCACGGCGGAGCCCAGCCCGCGGCCAGCAGCGCCGCACUGCCGGUGACAGCGUCUGGGCGCUCAGUUUGGGGGCGGCCAGUUGUCGCUGCAUGGAAACGAUCAGAAUUCCUAAAAGAAACCCGAGCUUUCCAUCAGUCGCACGACUUCUAAGGCAGGCCGGCCGCCGGGCCCACGGCUCAUCAGCUCGCCCAGGCUGAGGGGGGAGCCGGGGGCCAGCAGGAGCCGUGGGCCAGGCGGACCCGCCCUCACCAGGAUGCGAUUCCAUGCAGGCCCCCCAACCUCAGGUGCCUUCCCCGCCCUGCGCUCCCCUUUCUACACAAACUACCUCGCCGGACCUUCCCUCCUGCAGGGGCCUGUGCGAUAUUUGUUGGUCUAUCAUUUCCCUCUCCCAGCGGAAUAAAUCAUGUCUCAGA
This is a messenger RNA of Myotis myotis, 2355 nucleotides long. It is a transcript of the gene TMEM143, whose product is annotated as transmembrane protein 143. Gene Ontology annotation, cellular component: mitochondrion. The transcript is spliced from 8 exons. Bases 242 to 1606 code for a protein of 454 amino acids. Lineage: Eukaryota; Metazoa; Chordata; Mammalia; Chiroptera; Vespertilionidae. The record is from RefSeq and is a predicted model, not a curated record.